Molecule: messenger RNA, 3757 nt
Organism: Danio rerio (zebrafish)
Lineage: Eukaryota; Metazoa; Chordata; Actinopteri; Cypriniformes; Danionidae
Source: RefSeq, a predicted model, not a curated record
GCUGUCCGCUGGAGCGCGUAUGCUUUUGCUGCACCUCAGAGACGGAGGGUUUUCAGGAGCAGUUUACCGGGCCGUUUGUGUUUAUAACUGACACCGUGGACAUACUAAAGAAUAGACGGUUAUAUGGACUGACGGACGCUUUGGCGCAUUUAUUGUGAGAUUGGCAUGCAGCAUCUUCAGGAGAGUACAGCGCACUGUGGCCAAUUCAUGAAUCUCAGCUAGAAGAAUGACUGGAGGAUGACGUCUCAAAGGAAAAUGCGGAUCAGCCAUGCCUUCUUUGCUGAUCUCCAUCAAGAGCCCUCAUUUUAUACUGCUGUCUGGGACUCUCCCUCAUCUCUUGGAUAGUUUCAAUUUGAACAAAUAUUAUAUAGCACGGAAAACCAUAUAAUUUAAGGACAAUAUCAUUUUGUGACGAGAAAGAUGAAAUUUCCUUUUAUCCAAAGUCCCAGUUAAAACUAAAACACAUACAUCAAGAACUCCAAAAAGGGGUAAAAUUUAAGAUGUGUACAGUACAGAUGAGGUUGCAUUAUGGCAGCUGAAUCUCCUAAACAGCUGCAUUCACGUAUUUGGUUCGGAGGAGAGUGAUAGUUGUACAAUGCAGCGAAACGGAGGCAUCGUUGGGAACGGUGGCCAGCCAUGGGUACUGAGGCGAGUACGGCUCACCUGGCUCAGUUUCAUGCUCUUCUUCAUCCUGGUCUUCUUCCCUCUCAUUGCACAUUACUACCUCACCACAAUAGAUGAAGCAGGAGGACCAGAUAAGCGAAUCUUUGGCCCAAGACCUGGAGGAGAGCUGUGUGAAGCGAAGCAUGUGCAAGAUCUUUGUCGUAUACGGGAAUCUGUCAGUGAAGAGCUACUUCAGCUUGAGGCAAAGCGUCAAGAGCUUAAUGGCGAGAUAGCCCGACUUAACCUACGCAUCGAGGCCUGCAAACGUAGUAUCGACAGUGCCAAACAGGACUUGCUACAACUCAAAAAUGUCAUCAGCCAGACUGAGCACUCUUACAAGGAACUUAUGGCACAAAACCAGCCAAAAUUGUCAUUGCCGGUUAGGCUUUUACCAGACAAGGAUGAUCCUGGUUAUCCUCCUCCAAAGUCACCCCAAAGCUGUAGAUUGCAUUCUUGUUUUGAUUACGCUAGAUGUCCCCUUACAUCGGGCUUCCCUGUCUAUGUUUAUGACACAGGAUCAUACCCUUGGGGUGAAAAGUUGGACCCUCUUGUCAAACAAGCUUUUGCAUCAUCCGUCAAAAGCAGUGUAUAUGUGACCGAUAAUCCAAACAUUGCUUGUCUGUACAUAGCUCUUGUUGGGGAAAUACAAGAAUCACCCUCCUCUCCGCUUGCUUCACCUUCAGACCUUGAAAAACAGCUCAAGGCUUUGCCGUAUUGGAGGUCGGAUGGUCACAACCACCUGCUUGUACACCUUUCUAUAAAUUCUCUGACACAGAACUUCCUCUAUAAUGUGAGCACGGGACGAGCAGCAGUAGCACAGUCUACCUUUUUUGAACGACAGUAUAGAGAAGGUUUUGACUUGGUGGUGUCUCCACUAGUCCAUGCUCUGUCUGAGCCUAACUUCUUGGAGGUUCCUCCGCAAGUCCCAGUUAAGAGGAAGUACCUCUUUACCUUUCAGGGAGAAAAAGUUGAGUCUUUGAGAAGCAGUUUGCUUGAAGCCCCUCCACAAUCCUUUGAGGAGGAAAUGGAAGGGGAUCCACCAGCAGACUAUGAUGAUCGAAUCAUUGGCACACUUAAAGCUGUACAGGACAGUCACCUAGACCAGGUUCUUGUGGAGUUUACUUGCAAGAAUCAAGCCAAGCCAAGUUUACCAACAGAGUGGGCAUUGUGUGGCAAGCGUGAGGAUCGUUUAGAGGUACUGAAAGUCUCUACAUUUGCCUUGGUAAUAUCUCCAGGUGAUGGACAGCUGGUGGCAUCUGCUGGCUGUAGCAUGAGACUUUUUGAGGCUUUGGAAGUUGGGGCAAUACCUGUGGUACUUGGUGACCACUCAAAGUUACCCUACCAUCAUCUCAUACGCUGGAGUGAAGCAGUCAUAAUGGUGCCAAAACCCCGCAUUACGGAACUACACUUUCUGUUGCGUAGCAUCUCAGACAAUGAUCUUCUUGCUAUGCGGCGACAAGGACGGUUUCUUUGGGAAACAUAUUUCUCCACUUCAGAAAGCAUCUUCAAUACCAUUUUGGCUAGUGUACGUACCAGCAUCCAGAUCCCAGCAGCACCCAUACGUGAAGAACCUGCUCAGGAGAUUCCCCACAAAGCUGGAAAGUUGGCCGGGACCGAUGCUAACCUGGCCGACAAUGGUGACUUAGAUCUUGGGCCUGUUGAAGUAGAGCCCCCUUACGCUUCGCCCCGUUUCUUGCGUAACUUCACCUACACUGCUGCUGAUGUCUACCGCACAUGGAAUCGUGCACCUGGCCCUUUCCAUCUAUUCCCACACACUCCCCUGGACCCUGUACUUCCCUCAGAGGCCAAGUUUUUGGGGUCAGGAACUGGUUUUCGCCCAAUCGGUGGAGGUUCUGGUGGAUCUGGUAAAGAGUUCCAGGCCGCUCUUGGUGGUAACGUCCCACGGGAGCAGUUCACAGUGGUCAUGCUCACUUAUGAACGAGAGGAGGUUCUUAUGAACUCACUGGAGAGACUAAAUGGCCUUCCUUAUCUCAACAAAGUGGUAGUGGUGUGGAAUUCCCCCAAACCACCAUCAGAUGAUCUCCUUUGGCCAGAUAUUGGUCUGCCUAUUGUGGUGGUACGCACAGGGAAGAACAGCUUAAACAAUCGCUUCCUUCCCUGGGAUGCAAUCGAGACUGAGGCUAUUUUGUCUAUUGACGAUGAUGCCCAUCUUCGACAUGAUGAAAUCAUGUUUGGCUUCAGAGUGUGGAGGGAGGCGAGAGACCGGAUCGUGGGCUUUCCGGGAAGGUUUCACGCCUGGGAUUUAAAUCACCAAUCUUGGCUCUACAACUCCAACUACUCCUGCGAGCUCUCCAUGGUGCUGACGGGUGCGGCCUUCUUCCACAAGUAUUACGCGUAUCUCUAUUCCUACGUCAUGCCUCGAGCCAUCCGAGACAUGGUGGAUGAGUACAUCAACUGUGAGGAUAUCGCCAUGAACUUCCUGGUGUCGCAUAUCACUCGCAAACCCCCAAUCAAGGUGACGUCCCGUUGGACCUUCCGCUGUCCCGGCUGCCCACAGGCUCUAUCGCAUGACGAUUCGCACUUCCACGAGCGUCACAAGUGCAUCAACUUCUUCGUAAAAGUUUACGGAUACAUGCCGCUGUUAUACACUCAGUUCAGAGUGGACUCUGUACUCUUCAAGACUCGACUGCCCCACGACAAAACCAAAUGUUUUAAAUUCAUUUAGCGGGAGCGUGGGGACAUCCGGCGGACGUGGGACGAUCUCUCUCUCUGGGAGCGGGAAGGGAAUUAAAGCUUUCUUGUAAAUACUGGAGGAUUUUACUUUGAACUCGUCUUCCUUGAAGCCAAGGGAGAACUAUUAUGAAACGAACGAUUACCGUCAGGCGUUCUUGAACAUGCGUUAUUCAUCAGCAACCACUGCAGGCUUGAUUUGCACCACUUUUCAUGGGUCGCCUGAGACAAGGACGCUUUAAUGGACAUCCAACCGAUGUUAUACUGACGGAACGUGCAAAAUGAUGAACUAACGGAGGCUGUUUUUAAAGGACGUAUCUGAGAAUAACGGAGAAAAUUUUGUCAUCGCUCUAAAUGCUUUUAUUUUUUACUUUCUGUGCAUAUAUUCUCUGCUUUGACGCUC